This is a messenger RNA of Mandrillus leucophaeus (drill), 5009 nucleotides long. RefSeq names its product laeverin (gene LVRN). Gene Ontology annotation, molecular function: zinc ion binding; peptide binding; metalloaminopeptidase activity. Lineage: Eukaryota; Metazoa; Chordata; Mammalia; Primates; Cercopithecidae. Gene Ontology annotation, cellular component: cytoplasm. The record is from RefSeq and is a predicted model, not a curated record. Gene Ontology annotation, biological process: peptide catabolic process; proteolysis. The transcript has 20 exons. The coding region runs from base 582 to 3554 and encodes 990 amino acids.
GCCCUGCAGGGUCAUUUCCGAACGCAUUCCCAAAUAUCCUGGUCCUCUAGCCCUUACCACCCCCUAGCACACGAAAUCCCGCCUGGCGGUGAAGCAGGUGUGUUGCUGGUGGCUCGUCGCUGGCUUGGAGAUAGAGGUGCUCCGUACCUGUACCCUUUCUGACACCACCUGAAACCGUACCGGGGCACAUCCCUCAUCCAAAUAUCCACUUUUAAGGUGUACGAAUUCGAGUUUGGCCUGAACGCCCCCUCCCCGUGCCGACCCUGGAGGCAUCUUCCGUGGGGUCUUUCUCUUCGAACCCAAAGGGGUAAGCUCCUGGGUGCGCCAGGUCCGCCUCUUCCCUGGCGCUGGCAGGGGGCGGGAGUGGAUAGGCUGGGACCCGUGUCUGAUUAGCUGGGAGGGGGAAGCCAUGGUCCCAACCGCUGUCUGCUGCGUUCCAGUCCGUCCAGGCUCUUCCAGGAGGAAGAGGCACGUUACAAGAGAGGAGGGGCAGGGGUCCCAGCACUGAAUACCCUGGCCGGGGUUUUGACAGCUGCCACAGUCUCUGAGCUCCUGCCUCGCGCCCGAAGCCGGUCCCUGCCAUGGGGCCCCCUUCCAACUCAGGCUUCUAUGUGAGCCGCGCGGUGGCUCUGCUGCUGGCGGGGCUGGUAGCCGCCCUCCUGCUGGCGCUGGCCGUACUCGCCGCCUUGUACGGCCACUGCGAGCGCGUCCCACCUUCGGGGCUGCCUGGACUCGGGGACUCGGAAGCCGAGUCCUCCCCUCCACUCAGGCAGAAGCCGACGCGGACCCCGAAACCCAGCAGUGCACGCGAGCUAGCGGUGACGACCACCCCGAGCGACUGGCGACCCCCGGGGCCCUGGGACCAGUUACGCCUGCCGCCCUGGCUCGUGCCGCUGCACUACGACCUGGAGCUGUGGCCGCAGCUGAGGCCCGACCACCUUCCGGCCGGGUCUUUGCUCUUCACUGGCCGCGUGAACAUCACGGUGCGCUGCACGGUGGCCACCUCUCGCCUGCUGCUGCAUAGCCUGUUACAGGACUGCGAGCGCGCCGAGGUGCGGGGCCCCCUGUCCCCGGGCACUGGGAACGCCACAGUGGGCCGCGUGCCCGUGGACGACGUGUGGUUCGCGGUGGACACGGAAUACAUGGUGCUGGAGCUCAGUGAGCCCCUGAAACCUGGUAGCAGCUACGAGCUGCAGCUCAGCUUCUCCGGCCUGGUGUAUGAAGACCUCAAGGAAGGACUCUUCCUCAACGUCUACACCGACCAGGGCGAGCGCAGGGCCCUGUUAGCAUCCCAGCUGGAACCAACAUUUGCCAGGUAUGUUUUCCCUUGUUUUGAUGAGCCAGCUCUGAAGGCAACUUUUAAUAUUACAAUUAUUCAUCAUCCAAGUUAUGUGGCCCUUUCCAACAUGCCAAAGCUAGGUCAGUCUGUAAAAGAAGAUGUGAAUGGAAGCAAAUGGACUGUUACUACCUUUUCCACUACUCCCCACAUGCCAACUUACUUAGUUGCAUUUGUUAUAUGCGACUAUGACCAUGUCAACAGAACAGAAAGGGGCAAGGAGAUACGUAUCUGGGCCCGGAAAGAUGCCAUUGCAAAUGGAAGUGUAGACUUUGCCUUGAACAUCACAGGUCCCACCUUCUCUUUUCUGGAGGAUUUGUUUAAUAUCAGUUACUCUCUUCCAAAAGCAGAUAUAAUUGCCUUGCCUAGUUUUGACAACCAUGCAAUGGAAAACUGGGGACUAAUGAUAUUUGAUGAAUCAGUAUUGUUGUUGGAACCAAAAGAUCAACUGACAGAAAAAAAGAUUCUGAUCUCCUACAUUGUCUCCCACGAGAUUGGACACCAGUGGUUUGGAAACUUGGUUACCAUGAAUUGGUGGAACAACAUCUGGCUCAAGGAGGGUUUUGCAUCUUAUUUUGAGUUUGAAGUAAUUAACUACUUUAAUCCUAAACUCCCAAGAAAUGAGAUCUUUUUUUCCAACAUUUUACAUAAUGUCCUCAGAAAAGAUCACGCCCUGGUGACUAGAGCUGUGGCCUUGAAGGUGGAACAUUUCAAAACAAGUGAAAUAGAGGAACUCUAUGACUUAUUUACUUACAGCAAGGGAGCGUCUAUGGCCCGGAUGCUUUCUGGUUUCUUGAAUGAGCAUUUAUUUGUCAGUGCACUCAAGUCAUAUUUGAAGACGUUUUCCUACUCAAAUGCUGAGCAAGAUGAUCUGUGGAGGCAUUUUCAAAUGGCCAUAGAUGACCAGAGUACAGUUAUUUUGCCAGCAACAAUAAAAAAAAUAAUGGACAGUUGGACACACCAGAGUGGUUUUCCAGUGAUCACUUUAAAUGUGUCUACUGGCAUCAUGAAACAGGAGCCAUUUUAUCUUGAAAAGGUUAAAAAUCAGACUCUUCUAACCAGCAAUGACACAUGGAUUGUCCCUAUUCUUUGGAUAAAAAAUGGAACUACGCAAUCUUUAGUUUGGCUAGAUCAAAGAAGCAAAGUAUUCCCUGAAAUGCAAGUUUCAGAUUCUGACCAUGACUGGGUGAUUUUGAAUUUGAAUAUGACUGGAUAUUAUAGAGUUAAUUAUGAUAAAUUAGGUUGGAAGAAACUAAAUCAACAACUUGAAAAGGAUCCUAAGGCUAUUCCUGUUAUUCACAGACUGCAGUUGAUUGAUGAUGCCUUUUCCUUGUCUAAAAACAAUUAUAUUGAGAUUGAAACAGCACUUGAGUUAACCAAGUACCUUGCUGAAGAAGAUGAAAUUAUAGUAUGGCAUACAGUCUUGGUAAACUUGGUAACCAGGGAUCUUGUUUCUGAUGUGAACAACUAUGAUAUAUACCCAUUAUUAAAGAAGUACCUAUUAAAGAGACUUAAUUUAAUAUGGAAUAUUUAUUCAACUAUAAUUCGUGAAAAUGUGUUGGCAUUACAAGAUGACUACUUAGCUCUAAUAUCACUGGGAAAACUUUUUGGAACUGCGUGUUGGUUGGGCCUUGAAGACUGCCUUCAGCUGUCAAAAGAACUCUUCACUAAAUGGGUGGACCAUCCAGAAAAUGAAAUACCUUAUCCAAUUAAAGAUGUGGUUUUAUGUUAUGGCAUUGCCUUGGGAAGUGAUAAAGAGUGGGACAUCUUGUUAAAUACUUACACUAAUACAACAAAGGAAGAAGAAAAGAUUCAACUUGCUUAUGCAAUGAGCUGCAGCAAAGAGCCAUGGAUACUUAACAGAUUUAUGGAGUAUGCCAUCAGCACAUCUCCAUUCACUUCUAAUGAAACAAAUGUAAUUGAGAUUGUGGCAGCAUCUGAAGUUGGCCGGUAUGUCGCAAAAGACUUCUUAGUCGACAACUGGCAAGCUGUGAGUAAAAGGUAUGGCACACAAUCGUUGAUCAAUCUAAUAUAUGCAAUAGGGAGAGCCAUAACUACAGAUUUACAGAUUGUGGAGCUGCAGCAGUUUUUCAGUAACAUGUUGGAGGAACACUCGAGGAUCAGCGUUCAUGCCAAAUUACAGACAAUAAAGAAUGAAAAUCUGAAAAACAAGAAGCAAAGUGCCAGGAUGGCUGCAUGGCUAAGGAGAAACACAUAGCUUGUGGCUAUCUUUCAGCACUCCUCUUGCCUAAUAUAAUGUAGUUUGCUCACAGUUUUGUCUUCUCAUACUUUAUGAGUCUGGAAAACCAUACAUUUUGUUUGUAUUUCAGUCACAUUUAUUACUCAGAGUGCCUUUCUUCUCAUAUUGUCAUGUUUGGCCCUGAGGUUGGGUGAUUGCUGACAAUUUUGCCAAUGCUGCUGUAUUUCUGGGAAAGAUGUCACUUUACGUUGGGCUGUAAUCCCACAGAAUUCACUUUAAAUGUUGUGUAAAAACAAAUUAAGCUAAGAAAGUCUUGCUUAUUUUGUUGUUAAGGCCAGUGGAAUAUAAAAUCAUUGGCAUUAAUGAAUAGCACAUUCUUUGCUGAGGGAAAUAACAGUUUAGCGAGGCCCGAGGGUUUAUUUAGUUCAACAUUGAAAAUUGAAAAGACUAAUGAGAAGAUAACAUGACAAUAUGAAAAGACAGAAACUCAAAAAGUAUAUUCACUAGAAGAUAGAAGAGCCAAAGAAAAGCAGUUGAAAAAGAAAGAGGAGACAAUUUAACGAGCCCUAAAGGCAAGAAAUGUGUCUUCUCCUGCCCAUUUCUCUCUUCCACAGUAUAUCCUGCAUUGAAUCACGCGUUGCUAGUUACUGAAUUUUAUGGUGUCACAAAAAGACAAAUGAUUGUAGGAUCCAUGGAAGUGCACUUAGGCUUGCUGUGGUGGAGGCCACAGUGGAGAUGAAGGCUUUGCUCUGAAGCUCUUGAUUGUGUAUUCACCAGUGGGAUGGACACCCUUUCGGCCUAAGCGUAUGAGUGAAAAUAAUGAUGUCAAAAGACAAUAGCAAGUAUGGGCUACUAUUUAGGGCAAAAGGAAUCCUGAAAUGAAGGAAACAGAACUACAGGCUAACUGGAGCAUAAUCUUACAGUUUUGCACUCAGGGGAUUAAGUUUGAAACAUGGUGUCUUUUGGCCAAAUUGAACCUACUUGUAAUGUGGACUAACUUACUUUACACAUUUUGGUCAGUCCCAGUGUAUGGAAUUAGCUUAGUUUUCUCAUGCUUGAUUAAAACAAGACAACUAAAGCCAAUCAUUCCUCUUAUAGACUUUGUGUAUAUGAUUUAAUCUUUUAUUUUAUUUUUAUUUUUGUAGAAUGGAGGUAAAACUACAGAUCUCCACCUCAGGGUGAUAUUUGUAAAGGUUACGGAGUAUGACAUCAAUUGACAGUCUUUAAAGAUGUUACAUAAGCUCAAAGCAAUGUGACCUAAGACGUUUUUCCUAUUUCUUGUAUAAGUUAAGGCAGCCAUAAAUGAAAAUACGAAACAAAAUUUUGCUUUUAUAUUUGCUUCACAAGAGGGUUCUCCCUGAGUGUCAGGGGGAGGCUGUGGGACUUCACCAUGUGGACAAACGAAAGCACAGGUCAGAGAAUUUCUUCAAAUUUAGAAAUGUAAAUUUUCAGCAAUAAAAUAUCUGCAUGCCU